Molecule: messenger RNA, 904 nt
Organism: Andrographis paniculata
Lineage: Eukaryota; Viridiplantae; Streptophyta; Magnoliopsida; Lamiales; Acanthaceae
Exons: 8
Coding region: 146-760 (204 amino acids)
Biological process (GO): maturation of LSU-rRNA from tricistronic rRNA transcript (SSU-rRNA, 5.8S rRNA, LSU-rRNA)
Cellular component (GO): nucleolus
Molecular function (GO): RNA binding
Source: RefSeq, a predicted model, not a curated record
AAGUCAAAUAAAAACAAACACACCCUAAUUUCCUUGCGAACCCUAAACAAGAACGGAGGGAGGAAGCAUCUGUUCAGAAAGGGAGCGUCGCUACAAGCCUUAUCGAGUUUGGUUCGAAUCAGUCGAAGCCAAGAAGGAAGAAGCUAUGAAGAAUUUGAAGAAGGGUUCUGCCCAAUUUUCUUCUUCUAAUGACGGAGCCCUGGACUUCCUGCCGUUGGAGGGUGGUCCAGCAAGAGGUCUUCCGAAGGCUAAUAUUCGGGAACGUAAAGCUACCGUUCUGUAUAUUGGGAGGAUUCCACAUGGAUUUUAUGAGGAUGAGAUGGAAGCUUUUUUUACGCAGUUUGGUAAAGUUAAGAGACUCAGGAUUGCAAGAAAUAGGAAGACUGGGAAAUCAAAGCAUUAUGGAUUUAUUGAAUUUGAGUCUCCUGAGGUUGCAGAAGUUGUAGAGGAAUGCAUGCAUAAUUAUCUGAUGUAUGAGCAUCUGUUACAAGUUCGUCUUGUUCCCCCAGAAAAGGUUCAUCCAAAAUUAUGGAAAGGUGUGAACCGCAUGUACCAACCUGUCGAUUGGGUUCGAAUUGAAAGGAAGCGCCAUGACAAGGAACGGUCGCUGGAGCAGCAGCAGAAGUUGGUUGCCGGAAUAGUGAAGAGGGACAAGAAACGACGCAAGCAGAUCGAGGAUGCGGGUAUUGAUUAUGAGUGCCCACAACUUGUGGGGUGUACACAAGUUGCUCCCAAGAAGAUCAGAUUUGAUGUUGAUUAGGUAGAAAACUGAAAUUGUGAUUCUUUUAUGCAUCAUGCAGUACUUGUCAUUUUUUACUUGUUUCAUCAAACUGUCUAAACACGAGUAUAAUACUCCUUCGGCUACUAUAAUUUUUCUAUUUUAGAUUAUUUAAUUACAAAUUAA